This is a messenger RNA of Eremothecium cymbalariae DBVPG#7215, 750 nucleotides long. It is a transcript of the gene DOC1, whose product is annotated as anaphase promoting complex subunit DOC1. The record is from RefSeq and is a predicted model, not a curated record. The transcript has a single exon. Bases 1 to 750 code for a protein of 249 amino acids. Gene Ontology annotation, biological process: protein K11-linked ubiquitination; anaphase-promoting complex-dependent catabolic process. NCBI's taxonomy places the organism in Eukaryota, Fungi, Ascomycota, Saccharomycetes, Saccharomycetales, Saccharomycetaceae. Gene Ontology annotation, cellular component: anaphase-promoting complex.
AUGAACCAAAGUAUUCUUAAGAGGAUAGAAAGCAUUGUUCCAGUGCCAAACUUAACGGAACCAAGGGAUAAGCCCCAUAAAGACAGGCCGUUGAUUUUAGAUGACUCGCAGGCAAACGCGCCAGAUAGGCAUCGCUAUGUUACAGACCUAAACGUCGAAUACCACGAGGAGGAUAUCAACUCUGAAUUAUUUCUGAUGAAGUAUACCCAAGGUUUACAAAUGCUAGAAAACCAAGGCUACGUUGAUAUUACAAGCUUAGCCUAUUGGAAGCCUUCCUCUUUCAAAGCUGGAUAUCCCAUCGAAAAUGCAUUGGACGACAACCCAGGUACUUUUUGGCAGAGUGAUGGGUCUCAACCCCAUACAAUCGAUGUCUUUUUCAGUAAGAGAGUAGAUAUUAUCCAACUCGCCAUGUAUUUCUCCCUUUUCAUUGAUGAGUCUUAUACCUCAGAAACUAUACGUCUCUACGCGGGUCAUAGUCCUUCAGAUGCCACAUACUACAAGACACUAGAAGUCAGAAAUGUUAAUGGUUGGGUUAAAUUCACCUUUGAAGAUAAUAGACCUUCUGAUGGCUUGCUUAAGUGCCAGUUUCUCCGCAUCGAAGUCGUCACUAACCAUGAAAAUGGUAAAGACACCCAUCUAAGAGGAAUCCGUAUGUUUGGACCAGGAGAAUCCCUAGUAAAUAUAGCUGAUGCUGCAAUGUUUGAAGGUUUUCACAGCAUAGAAUUCCUCUCUCAGUCCAGAAUACGAUGA